UACAAUUAUCAUUUUUCCUUCUUUCUUUGAGCUCGCGCCUUCUACAGUGGUGAACAAACAAGAUAUUUCACUCUCACCUUUUAUUGAAAGAAGAAGAAACAUCCACGUAGCUUGUUUUCACCUUUUUUAACACCCCUUCCUCAUCUAAUUCAGAUCACCCCAAAAAUAAUCACUCACAAUUCAAUUUCUUCAACUGCUAGAAUUUCUGCAGUACUCUUCCCAAUCCCAGAUUUUCGAAUCCAAUUCAUGCGGAUACAGAUAGCAUAACCCUCAUCAAGGUUUGCUUUAUUUUCUACCCUGCUUUCUGCAUCAAUUAUAUUGAUGUCUCCUCGAACUAACCAAUAUUCAAUGAUUUCAAUUUCACAAACCAAUUCUAUAUAUAUAUAUGGAAGAUCAAAGAUAGUUAUAUAUAUACCUAUGCAUCAUCUUGCGUUUUAAAUACAAGAAGUUAUUUAUGCUAUUGUGUUGUGUGUGUUGGUGUGUGAGUUUUGGGAGGCUGCAGCUACUGUUGAGAGUCAAGGCGGGUUGGAGUCGAGGAAGAAUGGAGGAGAGAGGGGGGGUUGGCGGUGCUGCUGUCGGGAGCGGCGUGGUGGCCGCGACGCCGAUGGAUGGCGGCGGCCUGAUGCCCCUGCUGGCCGUCUGCCAGAAAUAGAGAGAGAAAUGGGAGGCGGCUGGACGGCGGGGCUGUUCAGCGGAGGGAGCGACGGCGGCCUCGGCCUUUGAGGUCGACCGACGGUCCAGAGAGGAUGAGAUCGACGGCGGUGGUGGCCGAUGGCUGCUGCUGUUCGCCUGUCAAGAAGAGGGGUAGGGCGGCGAUGAGUUGGAGAGUCAGACGAGGGAGGCGGCGAUGGGUACGGUCCGGCUGACCCUAGCUGUCAGUUGAAGGAGGGAGGCGGUGGCUCCGGCGGCUAGCUCGCCGGAAAUUGAAGAGGUGAGAGAAGCUAGGGAUUUUUGGGGAUUUCUUUUUAGGGAUAUGAGAGGGAGAUGCGAGGGAGACAGAGGGGUGGUACCGUGGCGGUGGUGGCUGGCGGCGACAGAGGCCGCCGGGAUUGAAGGGGAGGGAGACGGUGGCGUGAGGAAGAAAAAGAGAGAGAGAGAGAGAGAGAGAGAGAGAGAUAGAGAGCUUGAGCAUGAGCAUGUUACAGAGAGAGAGAGAUAACAAGUGAAGUGAGAAAUAAGUGAGGAAUUUGUGUUAGGACCAUGAAGUAUUGGGCUUAGUUUGGGCCUUUAUAUUAAUUUUUUUUGGGGCUACAUGUUUAUUUGUUUGGUUAUAUGUUUUAAUUAAAAAGUUAAAGUCUUACAAAUGUUUGUAAGUAAAAUAUUUUUAAAUUGAUUUUAUGCUCAAGAUGAGUUUUUAAGUAAAAGCCGAGCAAGGGUAUUAUUGAAACCCUUAGCCAAGAAAAAUGAUUUUUAAGUUUUAUGUUGAAUUUUUGAAAAUCCGGGUGUUGCGAAUCUAGUUAGAAAAUGAUGAUAAGUCAUGAAGGUUAAGUUUGAUUUUAGGACUAUGAGUUUAAGUUGAGAACUUAUCUUGUAGAUCCUACAGAAGAGGAUAUUUAGGCUCUUGAUCAGCUGAGUUAUAUUGUUUGAAUUUUCUCCAAAUCAGAACAUUGUUGGCUCCGCCAACCAGAACAUUGUUAGCCCUGCUAACCAGAAUUGUGUACGUACACCAGAACCUGUUGUCUCGAGAGAUCGGUGACAACCAGUUGUAGAUAGCAUGCCCAAUAGAUGGCCAGAAAAAUAUGAGCUCAGAUUAUUUUAGUAUGCAUGGAAUGACUCUCUUUAAAAACAUUCUGUGUUAUACUGUUUAAAGGCAUGAAUUAUCUUUUUCAGUAAAUGAUAUUUAAAAUGUUUUUAAAUGGCUCAACCCACUGAGUACACUAGUACUCAGCCUUGCAAUUGUUUUCAAAACCUUUUGCAGAUUGAGCAGCUGGUGGUGAUGUGCGAAGCUGAGGAGAGGUUAUUGCUGUAAUAUUGAAGAACACUAUGUUUUACUUCCGCUGAAAUAGAUUCACUUGGUGAAUAUAAUCUUAUGCCUAACUAUACUUUAAAUCGUUUUAAUCUGGAUUUUAUUUUCCAUCGUUUUCCCAAGUGAUUGUUAUUCUGCAUAUAUAUUAUAUGCCUAAUAUGAAAUGUUGUUUUGGGCUCAGACCUUCGAACUUUCGAUCCAGUUAGGGAGAACAAUUAUAUCAUAAUGCCAUACUUGUUAUAUUUUAAACACGGCAUAUCUUUCUAUCAAUGAGAUAAUGCCCAACCUUGAGGGCACAGUACCCAUUUUAUUCGAGUAAAGCUUAGUAUUCCUGUCGCAUAGCCCAUUUCUUUUUCUCCCGGGAAAUUAGGGCUAUCACAAAUGGUAUCAGAGCAAAAGUUCUUGGCUCUGAGACCGCUAUUUCAUUGAUGUUGAGUCUAGAAUAACAUCUCUAGACUUCUAAGCUACACAGCAACCCUCAGCUCGCCUACACUCCGCUCUCAAGAAAGAAAGGUACGCGAUUUUAACAAAUUUUACUUAAAGUGUGUACAAGUAUUCAAAGUGGUUUUAAAAGCAAGAGUUCUUGUUAAAAGAAAAUAAUUUUUUGGUUCGGUUCGAUUUUAAUUAUAAAAAUUUCGGUUAAUCCGGUUCGGUUUGGUGUUAGCAAAAAUCGAACCAUAUAAUCGAAUGCACUACUCGCUACCACAGAUAGUAUUCACUCUAAAAAAUAACGUUCCAUUUUUUAGCAUCUCAUUCAUAAUGUCUAACUUUAAAAAAGUAGUAAUAGCUUAGUUUAUUUAUUAUAUUUAUUUUUUUUCUCAUUUAUUUCAUCUCUUUUUUUUACUUUUUCAUUACUCUCUCUAUCUAUCUCCUUAUUUACUUUAUUUUGAGUGCUCUCUUUUUUUAAAAAAAAUGUUAUAACAAAAAAAUUUGGGGCUUUGUUUCCUUCUUUUCUCGUUAUAUCACAAAUGCACACCUACUAAAUCUCAAAUUACACUUGACUAAUUAUAUUUGUGGACAUUAUACAAGUAGGAGAGAUUUAGUGUGCGUGAUUUAGCUUAGCGGUAAGUAGUUUGUUAAUGUCCAAAGCAUAAAUUUUUGAAUUCGAGUUCAUCGUUAUGCGAUGUUUAAAUUUCUUUAUUUGUUUGUAUAAUUUAUCAUAUAAAAAAGAUACGAGAGAUUCAACUACUCGUCUCUUAUAAUAAAUUAAGAAGAGUUCAUCACCCAAUCCUGUAUAUCAGAUGUUGAAUGUGCUCUUCUUAAUUUUUCUCUAGUUAUUUAGGUAAGCUUUUAGGAGGAGUGCAGGUAAAUUUACUUGAAUCUUUCACUAUGGGUCUUACUUAUAUUUUUCUAUUAUAAUGAAAAAUAAGGAUUCUAAAUGGAUUGCCACGUCUCUUUAUAUAAGUUGGGGUAGGAUAUAAAUUCAUUCAUUGUGAAGUACUAGUUUAUUUUACUCUCUAUCAUGUGAAAUGUUCUUAUUUUAAUCGGAAAAAAAAAAAGUAAUAUCUAAAUAGACAAAAUGAAAUUACAAGCUAUAUACUCUUUUUUUUUUAAGAAAUUACAAUCUAUAUAGUUAAAUAAGAGUUUAGAUGACAUUGCCCAUUGGUCGAAGAAGUCCAUUAAAGAAAUACAUGUACGAUUUUGUGUGUGUUGGUGUUAAAAAUUGAACCAUGUUUGUCCUACUUCCGAAGUUGUAUCCAUUAAAUAUACAGUACACUAGAUUUAGUGAUCGAAAACAUUGAAUUUAUUGAAAAAAUUGAAGUUAUAGUUUGAAAGUAAGCAAACCGACACACUCCACACUGAAAAUGUCACAACUGCGGAGCUCGUAUCUUUUCUUCUACAAUCUCGUCCAGGCAUCUGGAUGGGCUUUGUCUCUGUUCAGAAUUUUGAGCAGCUUCUCUUCCUCCAAAUCAACCACUGCCGCCUUCUCUUCUGCCGGUCAACUAAUCUGCCUUUUGCAGUGUCUUGCAUUCUUGGAAGUUAUUCAUGGGGCUGUUGGAAUUGUGCCGAGUGGUGUUGUGCUUCCUCUGAUGCAAUGGGGAGGAAGAACUCACUUUUUGCUCGCUAUUGUUCGUCAAAUUCCCGAGGUUCAGGAACUACCAUCGGUCUUCAUAACGUUUGUGGCUUGGAGUGUAUCUGAGGUGAUCAGGUACUCACAUUAUGCGCUCUAUUGCGUUGGCAGUUCACCAAAAUGGAUCACUUUUAUCAGGUACAACGCAUUCAUUAUCUUGUAUCCUAUUGGAGUUUUUCCCGGUGAAAUGUGGCUUAUGUACCAAGCACUUCCCUUCAUAAAGAAGGAAAAACUGUAUGCAGAUAGCCUUCCAUUCAGCUACUACAACUUCAUGGUGGUUUUUCUUUUCUGCUAUCCAUUUUUGUGGUUGAAACUUUACCUCCACUUAUUCAAGCAGCGUCGAUCGAAACUUGGAAAACAAGAAAAGAAGAAGCGAAGCUGAGAAUAGAUCGUCACUAAUCUGCUGCCUCAAAUGUAGGCUUUGUGUUUUUUUCUUUGGUGUUGUUGGUAGUUUUGCUUCUUUGAGCUAUGCUCUAAUUUAUUAGCAAAAUAAUUGAUCAGACAUUCAAACUGAUUUUGCAAACCAAAUUUCAACAUCUAAUGAGAUGAUGGUUGAAUGAGAUAGUUGACAA
Messenger RNA from Salvia miltiorrhiza (redroot sage), 4609 nucleotides. RefSeq lists its product as uncharacterized. Gene Ontology annotation, biological process: very long-chain fatty acid biosynthetic process; fatty acid elongation; sphingolipid biosynthetic process. The record is from RefSeq and is a predicted model, not a curated record. NCBI's taxonomy places the organism in Eukaryota, Viridiplantae, Streptophyta, Magnoliopsida, Lamiales, Lamiaceae. The transcript is spliced from 10 exons. Gene Ontology annotation, cellular component: endoplasmic reticulum membrane. The coding region runs from base 3772 to 4419 and encodes 215 amino acids. Gene Ontology annotation, molecular function: 3-hydroxyacyl-CoA dehydratase activity.